Pyrus x bretschneideri (Chinese white pear) is the source of this 676-nucleotide messenger RNA. RefSeq names its product stigma-specific STIG1-like protein 3. The record is from RefSeq and is a predicted model, not a curated record. Lineage: Eukaryota; Viridiplantae; Streptophyta; Magnoliopsida; Rosales; Rosaceae. Bases 58 to 540 code for a protein of 160 amino acids. The transcript has a single exon.
UUCUUCAAAAACAUCUUUCCAUACAAAUAUUUCAUAACUUUCAGAUAUUAUUUAGUCAUGGCCAUGAAGUUGAUUAACACCUUCUUUACUCUCCUAGCAGCAAUGACCAUUGUUGGAGCUGCAAAUUUCCACGAUGAUCAUAUCGAAGACGUGGAAAUGCAGACUAGUACUGUAGCAGAAGCAACUACAUUGCCUCAAACACCAGAUGAAGCAGAAGCAACUACUUCUUUAAGACGAGUGAGCCGUUUUCUUUAUAAUCAUCAUAAAAAUAUACCACUGCCCAGUUAUACUUGCGACAACUUUCCCAGGAUUUGUCGUGCGAAGAACAGCCUGGGGCCAGACUGCUGCAAGAAGAAAUGUGUUGACGUGAAGACUGAUCGGUACAACUGUGGGAUUUGCGGCUACAGAUGCAAGUACACUGAGAUCUGUUGCAGGGGUAAGUGCGUCAAUGCAUCGUUUGACAAGAAACAUUGUGGUGGGUGCAAUCAGAAGUGCAAGAAGGGAGACUUCUGUGUUUAUGGGAUGUGCCAUUAUGCAUGAUUAGUUCACAGUAUAUUACUGCUAUACAUUUAUCCUGUCACAUCAUGACAGCUUACAUAACAAUCUUAUGUAACCAACAAAGAGAAGGGAUCUUAUAGUAUAUGUUAUAUAUAUAUCCUCUGAAAUUUUUAUCCAU